AUGGACAAAAGACAGUUCUCUGAUCCCAACCCAUUUGAAGAUGCCAUCAAAGAGUCAAAUCUAACUACCAUCAAUACAGAUGAACUAUCGUCCACCAUUAGUGAUGAUGCCAUUGAUGCACUGAUGCAGGCAUUGGACAACGCGGCCCAAGGGAUUGAGGACGCGCAAGUGUUUUCAGAUGAUGCAUUUACCACCCCAGCUCCAUCCGAGGAAACCACAACGGAGGCAUUCUUCAUUCCCAUUGAUGGAGAUUUCUUGGAGCCAAGUGAAACUACUAUAUCUCCAGAUUAUGUUGUCCAAGUGGAAGAUUACGAAGACUAUGAUAGUCCUGUGUCGCUGUCAGAUAGGGUUGUCGAUACCAAGGAAUAUAACAUGACAUCCUACCUCACGGGAUUGGACACCAAGAUCAUAUUCUAUCUUACUGCGGGCGGAGCAACCCUACUUGACUGCUCAGUUUACGUACAGGACAACGACUUGUUUUCAUAUGAAAACGGAACAGUUUUGGAGGUGAGGUAUCUCCCAGCACUCUACUUGGUGGACGGUCGUGAAGAUUGUGGGUCAUUGGUGGAAGAGACCGGCACCACAAUAUUUGUGAGGUUUAUUGGAGCCAUUCAAAAGUCCGGGAAUGCAACGGUGGAUAUCAGUGAUACUCUUAAUUUCUCUGAACUUGAGGGAAGGUGUGUUGUGAUCAUGUUACUUGAAGUCACUGCCUCGGGAAAUGUGGUGACUGGAGGUGUUGAUUCUGGAAAUUCCUUACCUAGCACUCCAAACACUGAUGGGGACUCUUUAGAGAAUGCCCAAAAUCAGGAGGAUGAAGAUGUCGUGCAAGAUUUGGAUAAUGAAGAUGCUAACACUGACAUUGGUUCCAAUCUCCCAGCUGUAGAUCCCGAGGAUCCAUUGGCAGGCUUUCAUCCUGACUCACCAUCCGACAUACUUGAUGCUAACAAUGAGGACAGUAGUUCUAAUUUCCCACCAGAUUUGGGAGAAAUCGCCCAACCAGAUAGCGAUCCUAUUCAGAACAUGGAAGGUGUUGAGGACAUGAAUGCAGUGACAAAUCCAAGCGUGGAACAACAUCCGUCCCUAGAAACUGACUCCAUGGGCAACCAAGAUGGUAGCUCUAUUAAUGAUCAGGCAAUGAACGACAACGCAGAUAUGUUUGGAAACAAUAACGGAAAUCAAAACAUGCCUGGUGAAAAUGGUCAAAUGGGCAAUUUGGAUGGAGAUCCAGGCACUUUCGAGGACAAUAACAGUCAUGGUAACAAUGAUGGGGAAGGGCAAGGAGCUGUGCUUGGAAACAACAACGGCCAAGAUAUGCUUGACGACAAUAAUAGUGACGGUGAUAGCUCAAACGGAGUCAACCCUGAUAACGGCCUUGACAUGUUUGGCAACAUUGAUAAUCCCAAUAUGUUACAAAACAAUAAUAACAACCCUGAAGUAGAUCCAGAGAUGUUUGGGAACAAUGACAACCAAGGCAUGUUUGGAGAUGACAGCAAUAACCAAGGAGAAAAUCAGAACAUGGUGGGGGACAACAACCAAGGCGAUAAUCCUGAUAAUGAACAAAUGAUGUUUGGGGACAAUGGAAAUGAGGAUGGAUUCUCCAACAAUCAAGGAGGGAGCAACGACCAUGACAGUGAGACUAUGUUUGGAAAUAAUGACAACCAAUCCGGGUAUGUUUGGAAAUAA
Messenger RNA from Tigriopus californicus, 1683 nucleotides. RefSeq lists its product as uncharacterized. The record is from RefSeq and is a predicted model, not a curated record. The coding region runs from base 1 to 1683 and encodes 560 amino acids. NCBI's taxonomy places the organism in Eukaryota, Metazoa, Arthropoda, Copepoda, Harpacticoida, Harpacticidae. The transcript has 2 exons.